UUGGUGAACAUAAUCGCGCCAUGUUGCUGUAAACAACAUAAGAAAGCGGAGUCUUAUCUCAGCAUUCAGUCCAAACAUGGAGAAAAAAGACGGGACGGUAACGACCAAACGGAGCAGUUCUGAGCAGCGGAAGCUGCGUUCUCGUGAUGCAGCCAGGUGUAGGCGGAGUCAAGAGACAGAGGUGUUUUAUGAGCUUGCUCGUACUCUUCCGCUCCCCCGACGGGUGUCCACGCACCUGGACAAAGCCGCCAUCAUGAGAGUCACCCUCAGUGCCCUACGCAUGCGGCGCCUCCUGCGAUCCGCUGAGAAUAAGGAGGAGGAGGAGAAGGAGGAUACAGAGGACAUGGAGGAAGAGGAAGAGGAGGAAGAGGAGGAUCAAAUGGAUGCUUUCUAUCCUCAGGCAUUGGCAGGUUUCCUCAUGGUUUUAACAGAGGAAGGAGACAUGAUCUACCUGACAGAAAAUGUCAACAAACACAUUGGCAUCACACAGCUGGAGCUGCUGGGUCAGAGUGUUUACGACUUUGUUCAUCCCUGCGAUCAAGAGGAGCUCAGAGACAUGUUGACUCCACGGCCAGGGUUGAAUAAGAAAUCAGCAAAAGAACAUCUGACUGAGAGAAACUUCUUCCUGCGAAUAAAAAGCACCCUGACCAGCAGGGGGCGCACAGUCAACAUCAAGUCUGCAACCUGGAAGGUUCUCCACUGCAGUGGUCACAUGCGUCCUUUUGGCAGUAGCUCCACUCUGCCCCUUGCUGCCAGAGUGAUGACUUUGUUGUGUGAGCCCAUCCCUCACCCAUCCAGUGUUGAGUUCCCUCUGGAUACAUGCACUUUCCUGACCCGCCACAGUAUGGACCUGCGGUUCACACACUGCGAGGGCAGGGUAACAGAGUUGAUAGGAUACAAACCAGAUGAUCUAAUUGGUCGCUCAGCCUAUGAGUUCCACCAUGCACUCGACUCUGAUCACGUCAACAAAAGUCUGCACACAUUGCUGACCAAAGGUCAGGUGAGCACCAGCCACUACCGCUUCCUGGCGAACAGCGGUGGCUUUGUGUGGGCAGAGACUCAGGCGACUGUCCUCUACAGCAACAAGACGUCGCAGCCCGAGGCCAUUGUCUGCCUAAACUUCAUCCUCAGUGCUGUGGAGCAGCCAGAUGUUGUUUUCUCGGUCGAGCAGCUCCGUUGUGACCGCCUCAUGAAAGCUGAACCCCUGUCACCGGCGCCUCCACCUACACCAGAGGACCUGGAGACCCCUGACUCGGAAGGGGGGCAUCUCACUAACUUCAGUCAGACCGAGGAGGUGGGUUCAGAAUCCAGCAGUGCUGCAAAGCUCCUCAUCAAACAGAAGGAGAAACCAGAGGAGCUUGACUUGGCUACUGAGGAUAAAGAUGCAGUCAAACCACCAGCAGGCUUUGUUGAGCUGUCAUUCAUCAGUCCAAAGACUUUGAACUUGGUGCCGGAACAACCUCAGAAACUAUGCACUCCAGAGCUGCUACAGCUCCUCACACCCAUCUUUGACCCCAUCACACCACCACCAUCUGCAUCACCAGUCCCCUCAGUGGAUCCUGUUCCUAACUCCAGUGAGGACGAGGAGCAGAUGGACACAAGUGAAGUGGAGAAGUUCUUUGCCACAUGGCAAGAAGAUGGGCAACAGCAAAAAAAAAACCUGGAGAACAUGGAUGAGAUGGAUCUGGAAAUGUUGGCUCCUUACAUCUCUAUGGACGACGAUUUCCAGCUUACCUUCCUCAGCAGUUUACCUGAGGAAACCAAUGGCCCUUCUUCAGAACCUUCAGUUGUGUCUCCUGCUAUCACACUGAACAGGAAACGAGCUCUGGUCACAGACAAGGACCUGUCGUUUCUGGAAAAGAGGCCAAAACAAGGUUCUUUGUCAACAGCAGAGGAAAUUCUUCUCAGCCACAAAAUGUUGGGCUGUCUGGAGGAUACCGACCAAUCAGAUUUGAUCUUAGACCUCGCCCCAAGAGGGCGGAGCAAACUGCUCACAGACAGAGACCCUGUUUUAGGAGGGAUGCAGGGACUGUGUGAUACUGCAGCUCUGAUGAGGGACGUAUUCAUACCACGCCCCCCUGACCUGUCUGCACCUCUCUCGCCCAUGACUUGACAGAGCCUUUGUCAGUUCACAGAGGUUUUGACAAAAAGACAAUGCCAUACUCAUCCGCACAUAUGCUAGUGCAACACAAACAUGUAUACACAUGAACCCAUAGACUCACACAUGCUGUAUAACUGUGCUGUAUGGUCGACUAGACGUCACUGCUUGUAGCUUGAACCAGAACAGGUUACUAAUGUGUUUUCUCAUCCAUAUCUCACUAUCAAACCGGAGCCAAUGAUGUUUCAUAGAUGAGAGUAGUGGUGUUAGAAUUCUCUCUCUUUAACAUAAUACUGCAAAGUCACAUGUUCUUUCAUGUUACAUGCUAUCUGUGAUUUAAUGUGGUCGGUGUGUUUGAAGGAAACAGCAGGUGGUGCUAACGUUGAAAUAUAAGAAAUCCUGCAUGAGUUUGACAGUGAGACAAAUCUUUGCAGCUAAAUCGAACUUGUAAUCUGUUUGGUGCUUCUGUCAUCAUUUACCCAUGUAAAGAACAAGCUCCCGUUAUUCCCAUAAUUCUCUUCAUUUGUGUUUUUGAAAAAUUGCUCUCACUGCCGUAACAAUCAAAUCAAUCACACCAACAAACAGACUUGCGAAUAUCAGUGGCGUCAUUCUUCAGUGACAUAUUGUACAUCUUUUUUUUUUUAGUCAAAGUUCUAAACUGUGAGUCCGCAACUAGUAAGUCAUGUUGUUUGUCAUGCUGAGUUAUUGGGUGGGUGGGGUUUAUACAAUACUGCCUGUGAGGUCACAGGAAUCUUCAGACACAUGAGGUGUGACUGAACGGUUUCCUCUGUUUUGAUUCACGUGCGAUCAGAAUGUCGAUCGAUGCAUGGUUUGAUUUAGUUUGAUUAUAAUUUCAAAUAUAUAAUCUGAUUAAAAUUUCCGUGCUGACGCAGUUAAUGAGAUGAACAGUAGAGUUAGCCCGCUUAGAUUCUCAUUAGAAGUGUAAGUAACACUAGUAAUCUUGUUUUUGUCACAUAAAUUUCAUAUAUAAGCUGAUUGUAGACUAGUGUUUCUCAGUUGUACGGUGAUGUUUGCUACAUAAACCCUCAAACCAUCCACAUUUAAUGUGAAAUUGGAAUUUUUUUUUUAUAACACAUAGCUGUUUGUGCCUUGUAUCUUUUUAGUAGAAGGCAUUUCAGUAACAGCCUGUGUUACCCACAGGAUCUGCUCUAAAUGGUUAGACCGUGGUUAUUUAAUAUGAUGGAGAAAUACUGUUAUAUUUUUUCUUUUAUUUUUAAAAGUUUAUCCUGUUUGCAUUCUUAAACUAAUUAAAGCUGCUGAAGCAGAAGCAGUUUUGUGGUCUGUGUGUAAAAAAAAAAAAGAAGCUCAUCAGUAAAUGUAAAAUAUUAAAGCAGUUGGCUUUUAACUUGGUCUAAAUGGUCUGUAUGUA
This is a messenger RNA of Solea senegalensis (Senegalese sole), 3488 nucleotides long. It is a transcript of the gene hif1al, whose product is annotated as hypoxia inducible factor 1 subunit alpha, like. The coding region runs from base 77 to 2113 and encodes 678 amino acids. Gene Ontology annotation, molecular function: protein dimerization activity; RNA polymerase II transcription regulatory region sequence-specific DNA binding; DNA-binding transcription factor activity, RNA polymerase II-specific. The record is from RefSeq and is a predicted model, not a curated record. Gene Ontology annotation, biological process: regulation of transcription by RNA polymerase II; cellular response to hypoxia. The transcript is spliced from 15 exons. NCBI's taxonomy places the organism in Eukaryota, Metazoa, Chordata, Actinopteri, Pleuronectiformes, Soleidae.